Molecule: messenger RNA, 2002 nt
Organism: Onychostoma macrolepis
Lineage: Eukaryota; Metazoa; Chordata; Actinopteri; Cypriniformes; Cyprinidae
Product: olfactory receptor 2A12-like
Exons: 1
Coding region: 1037-2002 (321 amino acids)
Biological process (GO): G protein-coupled receptor signaling pathway
Cellular component (GO): membrane
Molecular function (GO): olfactory receptor activity; G protein-coupled receptor activity
Source: RefSeq, a predicted model, not a curated record
UAUAGUCUUCAGACUAUAAAAAUAGUCUUCACACACAAUAUUGUUCACAGAAAGUUUCCUUUUGAAAUCUUUGUAUUUAUUUAUUUUAGAGUGAAGUGAAGAAUUGAAAAGUGAAGAUAGUAGACCCCUUUUGGCAUUUACUCUCAGGAUUUACUAAAGGCACAAAGUGAAAAAUUAGCGAUUAAAAGAUGUGGACAGUUAUUUUUGCAGCUGAGUUUAUUGCAUAUGCAAUUGCAGGAGUUUCCCUUUCAGACGCAAAGUUCACGGGAGACGAAAAUUUAAAUGAAUCAUCCAAGUUGAUUUACUAAGGUUUGCAGUAAUUUAGUGGUAUUUACACCAUUCUUUAACACCCCAAAGAAUGUCUUUAGCCAUUUUGUGCCUGUGUUGUUAGUAGAUUAUGUGCACCUGAUUCUCAUCUGUUCUGCUUGUUUGCGACCCUACUAUAAAUUGUGCUGCUCUUGGUAGAUUGUGUUGCUCAUUGCUGCGCCUGUGUUCUUUAAUUUGCCAAUUUAAUUUGUCAGUAGAUCACUGCACAACUCCCAUCGGUACUGUUAUGGCAUUGUGAUCUCACACUAAUUUGCCCUGUUUAGUAAAUCUGGUCCUUAAUGGUUUGGGUCAGGGGUCAUGAUAUGCAGUAGACACCCAUAAACAUUUUGCAAUGAUGGUCAUGCCUUUUUUAUGAUAAAUAUUUAUAAAGCUUUACCUUCUCAAAAAAAAAAAAAAAAAAGAAGAAAAGAAAAGAAAAAUGCUAAGGAUAAUCGCCAAAUCGUGUUUAAUUUUUAAAUCAACUGAUGUUUUGAGUGCCAAGUGCUGUAUUGCAAUGAAACACAUGUGAAAGAUCAAACAAGCUCUUAGAAAAAACCCUAGGGUUUAUUUGUUAGAUCCUCACAGUCACAGACCAGUUGCCAUGAACAAAAGUGUUAUUUAUUAGCAGGUCAGUGGUCAUUACAGCCUCCAUAUUUUGAGAUCAUAUACUGUAAGAUUUGACCACUAGUGUAAGGUAAUAGUUGAAUGUCUUUUUGGAUUUUUGUCUUUUAUGCAGUUGAUUUUCAUGGAUCAUAAUUAUUUGAUGAACAUGGAUAAUAUCACAUCUUUUCCUACCUACACCCUGAUGGAACCAAGAGACUCUAAAUCAUACAGACAUAUAUAUUUCACAUGCUUUUUGGUGCUCUAUAUUAUGAUACUUCUUGUUAACACUUGGGUCAGUGUUGUUAUUGUCUUGAAGAAAGCCCUUCAUGAACCAAUGUACAUUUUUCUGUGCAAUCUGUGUGUAAAUGAUAUUUAUGGAGCAGCAGGAUUUUAUCCUAAAUUCCUACAUGAUUUAAUGCUGGAUUCAUAUGUGAUUCCUUCUUACAUGUGUGCAUUUAAAGCUUUUGUGAUCUACACUUCAGUUAUGUGUGACUGUACUACAAUAACUGUAAUGGCAUAUGACAGACAUGUGGCCAUAUGUCAACCUUUAGACUAUCAUACAAAACUGAACAAAUUUUCAUGCAGUGUAUUACUUGGCUUCUGUUGGAUCCUACCCUUUGUUUACAUGAUUAUUCUUCUUGUGUUGUCAAAUAGGCUGAAAUUGUGUAAAUAUCACAUUAAUAAAUUGUACUGUGACAAUUGGUCUAUGGUAAAACUUUCAUGUGAGUCAAAUGUCAUCAAUAAUAUUUAUGGAUAUUUUGUAAUUUCAUUUUAUUCUUGCUUGACUGUUUUUGUUAUUUUGUCAUAUAUAAAACUUAUCAUUGCAUGCAAAGCGUCAUUAGAGUGCAGAAGGAAAUUUUGGCAGACAUGUGUGCCUCAUAUGUUAACAGUGAUGAAUUAUGUUGUUGCUGUGUUUUUUGAUGCCAUGUACACCAGAUAUGGCUCAAGCAAUGUCUCGGAGAAUCUGCAAAAUUUUUUGGCUCUAGAGAUGCUUAUUGUGCCACCUCUUGUCAAUCCAGUAAUCUAUGGGUUAAAACUCCAGGAAGUACGCAAAAGAAUCUUGAAAUCCUUUGUUAAUAUCAGAAGACAAUAA